ACCAGGAUUCCUAUCCAAGAGGAUUUAGACCUCGCUUAAAAAGAUGCCUGCUGCCUGUGAUUCGGUGCUUGAGGAUAUUGAAGACAUUGUGUCAGCAGAAGAUGUGAAACCACACGACCGACAGUUUGUGAGAAGGAAUGUUUUUCCAAAAGUGCGAAAACGCAAUUCACAAAAAAAGGUUCAGACAGAAGAUGAUCCCCCAAGUGACAGCAUUAUUCCUGGUGUUCAGAAAAUCUGGAUUCGUACAUGGGGAUGUUCUCACAAUAACUCAGAUGGUGAAUAUAUGGCUGGACAGCUGGCUGCAUAUGGAUACAAAAUUACAGACAACUCUGCUGAAGCAGAUCUGUGGUUGUUGAACAGUUGUACAGUAAAAAAUCCUGCCGAGGACCACUUCAGAAACUCAAUCAAGAAAGCCCAAGAAGGGAAGAAGAAAGUCGUUGUAGCAGGCUGUGUGCCACAAGCCCAACCUCGUCAGGACUACCUGAAAGGCUUGAGUAUUAUAGGGGUUCAGCAGAUAGAUCGCGUAGUAGAAGUUGUGGAAGAAACUAUUAAAGGUCAUUCUGUGAGACUGCUGGGUCAGAAAAAGGAUAAUGGAAAACGUCUGGGGGGAGCACGACUGGAUUUGCCAAAGAUUAGGAAGAAUCCACUGAUAGAAAUAAUUUCCAUCAAUACAGGGUGUCUCAAUGCAUGUACCUACUGUAAAACUAAGCAUGCCAGAGGAGAUCUAGCAAGUUAUCCAAUUGAAGAACUAGUGGACAGAGCCAAACAGUCUUUUCAAGAGGGUGUUUGUGAGAUAUGGCUGACCAGUGAAGACACAGGGGCUUAUGGCAGAGACAUUGGCACAGACCUCCCCACCCUUCUGUGGAAGCUGGUUGAAGUUAUUCCUGAGGGAGCUAUGCUGAGGCUUGGCAUGACAAACCCUCCCUAUAUUUUAGAGCAUCUGGAGGAAAUGGCGAAGAUUCUCAAUCAUCCAAGGGUGUAUGCUUUUCUGCACAUACCAGUCCAGUCAGCCUCUGACAGUGUGCUCAUGGACAUGAAGAGAGAAUACUGCGUGGCAGACUUCAAACAAGUAGUGGAUUUCCUUAAAGAAAAAGUGCCUGGAAUAACAAUUGCUACAGACAUCAUUUGUGGGUUUCCAGGAGAGACAGAUGAAGAUUUUCAAGAAACAAUGAAACUUGUAGAACAGUACAGGUUUCCAAGCUUGUUUAUUAAUCAGUUUUACCCACGCCCAGGAACACCAGCUGCAAAAAUGCCUCAAGUUCCAGCUGCAGUGAAAAAACAGAGAACAAAGGAUCUGUCCCAGCUGUUUCAUUCAUACAAUCCAUAUGAUCAUAAGGUUGGUGAGAGGCAGAGAGUUCUGGUAACAGAAGAAUCAUUUGACUCCAAUUACUACGUUGCUCACAAUCCUUUCUAUGAGCAGGUCCUUGUGCCAAAGGAUCCUCUGUUGAUGGGUAAGAUGGUAGAAGUGAAUAUUUAUGAAGCUGGAAAACAUUUUAUGAAGGGGCAACCAGUGUCAGAUGCCAGAGUUCACACUGCAUCCAUCACCAGACCAUUAGCAAAAGGAGAAGUUUCUGGUUUAAGAGAGGAGUUCAGAUGUGGACCACAGAAUGGCACAAACUGCAAAACGCACCCUUCUGCUGAGAUCCCAGUGAAAACACCGCUCAGCUCGUGGAUGGCUUUGCAGCUCCCAUGGCAACAAGGAGGUGGACUGAAGAUACUGUCUGCAAGCCUGGCUUUACUGGCGGUUCUUGUUAUGUUUUACUACGGUGGAAUGAAAACAGGACUGUGAACUGAAUGAGGCUUUUAUGAAAACAAUAAAACUGCUGUUUAAAAUCUUCAAAGGAAACACUUUUACCAAGAAAUCUUUUUUCUUUUUUUUAAAUAAUAUAAAUUGGGCAGUAAUUCAUACUCACUCUAUGCCUUUCCUGUCAUUCAGUGGAGAAAAUGUUAAUAAGCUGUGGGGAGACCUAUCUUGUCAAAACCUGAGGUCUUUGUUUGGCAGAACAGUUUGUUGCAUCUUCCCUUUUCUUUUUCUUCUGAAAUGAUGCAAUAUUUGCAUUGCAUACUCUUUUCAUAACUACUGUAUCAGGUAAAAUUGCAUGAAGUUUAUAAGAAAUGUUUCCACUGAGUGAUGUUGGUAAUCUUUUAUGGUCAGAAUAUUUAAAGCUUUCUUAAAGAUUUUUCUUAGUGCAGUGUGAUGGUUUGAUAUGUGUCUUUUUACAUUAGAAUCAAACACUGCAAGACCAUUAAAGUUUGUCAUUUGUUGCUAUUUAUUUUGCUGUCAUGUCUGAAAGAAUUUUACCUGCCGUCUUACCUCUCUCAACUUUGCAGUGAAUCACUAGGCUUCCUUAAUACAAUAAGAAUUAUUUUUUACAUAGAAAUACUUUUAAAGGUUUUAUAAUUGAAUAGGAAUAUGUAGAGUUCUAUUAAAAGAUGGAUUUAAUACAGUCUAUAGAUUUAAUACAAUGCUCAGAGAAGUACAUGUGAAUCUCUAUGAGCUGUGCGUUGGAUCAUGCUGUGUGUAAGACAAUAUUGCUGUGUUAGUGGGAAGGUUGCAUUGGGCACACUGGAAAUUUCUAAUUACUUUCUUCAAGCCAUUUUUGUCAUGACGGGAUCUCCAUGCAUCUUGAGAGUGUGCUGGUCAGUCAGGGGCUGGACUGUGUGCCCAGUUCUUCUGCCUGAUAUUAUUCAUUUGUUCAUGCCCUGUCACUUUUCUGAAUCUUCAUCGAAACUUCUACUUGCAAAGGCUGUUUAAAAUAUUAAGAACAGGAACUCUAGGGUUUAGGGUUUUUUUACUUCUGGGAUGUUUGUGUGGUACCCAGAUGGAGUGGAGCUGCCUACAUGGCUGGCGUGAUUUAACCCCAGUAGGCAGCUAACACAGAGCCACCCGCUCAUUCCCCUCCCUGUGGGACUGGGGCGAGAAUCAGAAGAGUAAAACUGAUAAAACUUAUGUAUUGAGAUAAAGACACUUAAGUAGGUAAAGCAAAAGCUGCACAGGCAGGCAAAGCAAACCAAGGAAUUCAUUCGGUCAGUACUUUGGCAGGCAGGUGGGCAGCCAUUCCCAGGAAAGCAGGGCUCCAUCACACGUAACCGUGACUCAGGAAGACAAACACCAUCACUCCAAAUGUGCCCCCUCCUUCCUUUUUCCCCUAAACUUUUUAUUGGUGAGCAUGACGCCCUAUGGUCUGGAAUAUCCCUUUGGUCAGUUUGGGUCAGUUGGUUGUGUCCCCUCCCAACUCCUUGCACAUCCCCAGGCUCCUCUCUAGUGGGGCAGCGUGAGAAGCAGAAAAGGCCUUGACUCUGUGCAAGCACUGCUCAGGAACAGCCGAAAGGUCCCUGUGUUAGCAAAUCUAAAACAUAGCCGCAGACCAGUUGCAAUGAAGAAAAUUAGCUCUAUCCCAGCCAAAACCAGUGCACUGUCUCUACAGUGCAGGUGAAUAGUCCACUAGUAAGAAUGUUUUGUACUUUAUAAGCUGGGCAUGCAUAAUGGUUACAGGCAAUUAGUCAGGAAGUUCCACCAUGAUGCUUUCAGUACAGCCUGUAAAUUAUAACAACAGAUGUAACUGUCUUCAGGAAAUCAGGUAUGUGAUGACGCAAAUAUUAUACUUCUUAUUGCUACCACGGAAGGUCUUGAGCCACGACUCAAAAUUCAUGAGAUUUUAAAAAAUAAAAACUGAACCAAAACCAAACUGUGCCUUUGAUUUGCCUCUGUUUGGUUUGGGUUUUUUCCAUGCUUUUCUUUACAAUCAGGAAUAUGUAACUAUCAGUAAUUUACAUUUUUAACAAAUUUGAGAAAUUCUUUAAAAAAAAGCACAAGCUUGACUGAGGGAGUUGAAAUUUUCAGGAAAGUACAACAGAUUUCAAGAUUCUCAGGAAAACUACGGAUUGACAAAAUCGUUAUGUCUGAGCCAAAUUUUUGCAUGUGAUGAGAAUAAACUAUGCAGAUAUGUUCUA
Messenger RNA from Manacus vitellinus (golden-collared manakin), 3954 nucleotides. RefSeq names its product CDK5 regulatory subunit associated protein 1 like 1 (gene CDKAL1). Bases 44 to 1789 code for a protein of 581 amino acids. Gene Ontology annotation, cellular component: endoplasmic reticulum. Gene Ontology annotation, biological process: tRNA methylthiolation. The record is from RefSeq and is a predicted model, not a curated record. Gene Ontology annotation, molecular function: 4 iron, 4 sulfur cluster binding; tRNA (N(6)-L-threonylcarbamoyladenosine(37)-C(2))-methylthiotransferase activity. NCBI's taxonomy places the organism in Eukaryota, Metazoa, Chordata, Aves, Passeriformes, Pipridae. The transcript is spliced from 15 exons.